CAGUUUGCUUUGCAAACUGUACAAUGAAAACAAAAUGGCCGAUCAAACGUCUGUUGCACCCAAAGUCUCUAAGGAGAUUAUUUACCCUGGUGAAGGCGAUAUUCCACGUUAUGAAAAUGGAUCAAAGGCGACUUUCCAUUUCAAGGUUUACAAAAAGACGACUAAAGGCAGAAAGCUACUGGAUUGCAGCAAGACACUUGGACAGCCAUUUGAACUAUUGAUCGGUAAAAAAUUUAAACUAGAAAUCUGGGAAGAGAUGAUCAAAACAAUGAGAAUAAAUGAAGUGGCAAGGUUCACUUGUGACAAAGAGAUUGUUAGAGGAUAUCAUUUUGUCUCAAAAAAUUUCCGUAAUGCAGUCAAGCAGUCCAAAGGAGAACAUUCCAAAGACCAUGAUCAUCAUCAUCAUGAACAUAGUUGUAGUCUGUCAGCUGUUAAUCCAACAGGGUAUGCAGAUCUGGAUAAAUUAGCCAGAAAACCAAGAGAUCUUAUCUUUGAAAUGGAGCUCAUGUCUGUGGACAAUCCAGGACAGUAUGAAAAGGAAACAUGGCAGAUGGAUCCAAGUGAAAAGCUUUCAGUUAUUCCCAAGCUCAAACAGGAGGGAAAUGAAUUGUAUGCAAAAAAGGAAUAUGAAGCAGCAGCAGACAAGUAUGCUAAAGCUCUGGGUCUACUGGAACAGCUGUCUCUACGUGAAAAACCAGGUGAUGAUGAAUGGGUUCAACUUGACAAGAUGAAAAUACCGUUACUUUUGAAUUAUUCACAGUGUAAGCUUUUACUUGGAGACUAUUAUGAGGUCAUUAGACACACAAGUACAGUACUGGAAAAAGAUAAUGAUAAUGUAAAAGCAAUUUAUAGGCGUGCUAAGGCUCAUAAAGCAUGUUGGAACCCAGAUGAAGCUAAAAAUGACUUUAAAAGAGCUGCAGAACUGGAUGAGUCACUAAAAAAGGCAGUCAAAAAAGAAUUAGAUGAGCUAGAACAAAUGAUCAAAGAACAAAAUAAUGAUGAUAAGGAUAAACUUAAAAAGCUGUUUAGCAGUAGGUGUGUGUGAUGUGUAAUUUUAUAAAGUGUCCAUAAUUUCCCUGUCAUAAAAGAUUGACCUUUAGGUAUGGGCAGGAUGUGAAAGAAGCACCAUACGUAGUUUAGUAAUUCAUUUAUUGGGGAUGGGAUAGCUGCUAGGAAAGAAAUUGAAGUCAGAGAGGUUUGGACAUUUUUAUGAAAUUAUGGAUUAACACAUUAUGAGUAAGUUAUUUAUAUAACAGAAAAUAUGAGAAAGUCUAUUAAUAUUCUAUGUAUUUUUACUUCAAUGUUUCUUUAAAAUGAUUUUUACCUUUAAGCUCAAAAUAUUAUGUUUUUUCCAAAUAACACAUCAAAUUUAUCAGUCGGAGUCCAUCUGUAGAGCUGUAUUUCAUGUUUUACAUAUACAAGAAUGGGCUUUUUAUCAAGUAUUAUCAACAUCACCAGAAUUAAAAGCAAUCUUUUAAAUUAGAAAGAGAUAAUUUUUAAAAGAAGUUAUAUAAAUGAUGUGGUUUAAAAUGUCUCAUGUAUAGUACUAAUAGGCUAGAAAACUACUAAUAUAAAUCUACUUGAUUAUGAAAAAAAUUAUAUCACAAUGUAACAUGAUCCAAAUAAAGCUGAUGUAAAUG
Actinia tenebrosa (Australian red waratah sea anemone) is the source of this 1640-nucleotide messenger RNA. Its product is annotated as AH receptor-interacting protein-like. The record is from RefSeq and is a predicted model, not a curated record. NCBI's taxonomy places the organism in Eukaryota, Metazoa, Cnidaria, Anthozoa, Actiniaria, Actiniidae. Gene Ontology annotation, molecular function: protein binding; peptidyl-prolyl cis-trans isomerase activity.